CCAGCAAAGACAGUGGAAUCAGUAAUAUAUGGCCGAUGUAGAAGAGAACAUGGAAGGUCUCACAUUGUGUAAUUCGGGUCGAUUGUCUUCCGUUUCUUCGCCUACCCAAAGAGGGCGAUCAGUUACAAACAUUACGGUAAAUGGUUCAACCGAUACGAUUGCUGGAGAUCUAAUUUUACCUCAGGAAAAUAACGGUUACAAGACGCAUGGAUCCUCGCCUGAUUCGACGAAGAGACAAGAAAGUUUAGAAUAUUUGAUUGAAACAUUACAAUCGAAGAAGACGCAACCAGAAGAAAAAGUAUCAGCUUUGCAAGAGUUUCAGCAAUAUGUUCGUGAAGGAGACGCCUCGUAUAUCAAACAAAAUUUCAAUCUUCCAAUAACCACUGAUUCGUGUAGAAUUACUGUAUCACCCCCCAGUUUUCGAAAAACAUGA
Molecule: messenger RNA, 433 nt
Organism: Colletes gigas
Lineage: Eukaryota; Metazoa; Arthropoda; Insecta; Hymenoptera; Colletidae
Exons: 4
Coding region: 29-433 (134 amino acids)
Source: RefSeq, a predicted model, not a curated record